Messenger RNA from Ceraceosorus guamensis, 1299 nucleotides. RefSeq lists its product as hypothetical. Lineage: Eukaryota; Fungi; Basidiomycota; Exobasidiomycetes; Ceraceosorales; Ceraceosoraceae. The transcript has 2 exons. The coding region runs from base 1 to 1299 and encodes 432 amino acids. The record is from RefSeq and is a predicted model, not a curated record.
AUGAUAGGAUCAGACCGACGAUGGCGCAAUUGCCAGGGCUUUUACAAGUUGUCGGCUCUCAUGCUUCUACCCUGGAUCGUUCAUGUCAUCUCCCAGCACAGUCAAGGCAUCAUGUUCAGCACAUAUCGCAUCGGCACGGUUACCGGUGAAGAGCACAACAUGAGAUUACCGAACAGAGGCGUUCCGGACGCGCGAGCUGCCUCAAACACUCGAGACCAAACGAACAUGGACCCUCUCCGCUUUUGGGACGUCCGGAGUCUGAGUGAGAUAGAGAGGCGAGCAGCCGCUGACGCUUGCGACGAAGUCGUUUUGGGCCUGUUCCAGCGAUUAGGCUAUCAGUGGCCAGUGCCAAGCGAGCAGCAAAAGACCGACAAUGCCUUGGUCUUUAGCAAGAUUGAAGAGUGGGCUGAUCGGGAAUUGAAAUCAUGCGACCUCGACGCAAAGACCGUCAAGAGGCUCGUUGAUUUUGGAGUCGCCUGCGGCUGCAUGUUUUACCCGCACGGCUCGGUCGAGAUCAAGUUCCUCAUGUCGCAAAUGACGGUCCUGGCAACCGCAUUGGACGACAAGCCUAACCAUCACGACAUCGUGCAUCACACUGAGCGUUAUCUCUCGCACGACUACGGUGAAAAUGAUGCAGCCACGCCCGCGAAAACUUUGCUGCGCCUCUACGCCGAAGGUGUGAAUGAGAUGGCUGCAUACUUUGAAGCCGACGAUGGCCUGACAGCCAGUCUCAUUCGUGCUUCGUUGGAGACUUAUCUUCUAGGAUGGCUGCUCGAAGCCAGAGUUCAUGGCAUGCGCGUCGCAUCGGACAACGAUGGACCCCAAGCUAGUCCCACAUUCGCGGACUGGGUGCGCGGCAAAAGCGGGAUCGGCGAUGCUUACGUGCUGGCUAUCUUCAAGCCGAACAAGGAGACCAAGAUUGGGAUGGACCGUUGGUUGUCCUGCGUGACGGACCUCCAAUGCUACACAGGUUAUUUUAACGAUGUCAUGUCUUUACGCAAGGAAAUUCUCGAAGGAGAUGCGGGCAACUACAUGAACAUCAAGACUCGCAUCAGGCAUCUUUCAGGGGAACAAGGGACGACUCGAGCCGACAAGAAGUUUUGCAUUCGUGAUAUGCUCAAUGAGACGGUCGCUGAGGUGGAGCAGGCUGCAAAGCGCAUCGAUGCCCUUAUCAAGCACGCCAUCCCCGAAAAGCUGCAUCUGUGGCACGGCUACCGCCAUGGCUACAUCCUAUGGCACCUCUCGAUGCCUCGCUAUCAGCUCGAAAAUGUAGCUCGCGAUCUCCGUGGAGUCGAGUAG